AGGCGGUUGCCUUAGAGGAGCCCUCUGGCUGUGUGCGUCCUAGGAGCCGCCGCCGCCGGAGCUGCGGACGGUUUCUCUCAGCCCGUUAGUGCGCCCGGCCGAGACUUCCCGCCGCCGGCAUGUCGCGCUACUUGCGUCCCCCGAACACGUCUCUGUUCGUCAGGAAUGUGGCGGACGACACCAGGUCUGAAGAUUUGCGGCGUGAAUUUGGUCGUUAUGGUCCUAUAGUUGAUGUGUAUGUUCCACUUGAUUUCUACACUCGACGUCCAAGAGGAUUUGCUUAUGUUCAAUUUGAGGAUGUUCGUGAUGCUGAAGAUGCUUUACAUAAUUUGGACAGAAAGUGGAUUUGUGGACGUCAAAUUGAAAUACAAUUUGCACAGGGAGAUCGGAAGACACCAAAUCAAAUGAAAGCCAAGGAAGGGAGGAAUGUGUACAGCUCUUCACGUUAUGAUGACUAUGACAGAUACAGACGUUCUAGAAGCCGAAGUUAUGAGCGGAGGAGAUCAAGAAGUCGGUCUUUUGAUUACAACUAUAGAAGAUCUUACAGUCCUAGAAACAGUAGACCGACUGGAAGACCACGGCGUAGCAGAAGCCAUUCCGACAAUGAUAGAUUCAAACACCGAAAUCGAUCUUUUUCAAGAUCUAAAUCCAAUUCAAGAUCACGGUCCAAGUCCCAGCCCAAGAAAGAAAUGAAGGCUAAAUCUCGUUCUAGGUCUGCAUCUCACACCAAAACUAGAAGCACCUCUAAAACAGAUUCCAAAACACAUUAUAAGUCUGGCUCAAGAUAUGAAAAGGAAUCAAGGAAAAAAGAACCACCUAGAUCCAAAUCUCAGUCAAGAUCACAGUCUAGGUCUAGGUCAAAAUCUAGAUCAAGGUCGUGGACUAGUCCUAAGUCCAGUGGCCACUGAUAGUAUAAACCAUGAUACUUUCUAGGCAUGUAUCACUCAUUUAUUCAUAGUUUGGUAUACUUAAAUUAUCAGGAAUACAAUGUUGCAAUGAUGCAUAAAAACACUUGUUAGUUUUCCCUGUACCAGGCAAUGGUUAUAAUUAAAAUGAUAUGGUGUUGAGAAGCCACUCUUAAGAGUCUGGUUUGUUUAAUGUUAUGGGCAGCUACCAAUUUGUGGUGUCUCUGUAUAUUUUUGUAAAGAUUCUCAUUUUUUAUGCUUGAAGUCUUGGUGAAAAGAUGUUGGUUGACCAUAGUUUGCAACAUUGUCUUAUUAAAAUAAAUUUUCAUAGUAAUAUUUGGUAGAACUGUUAACCUAGAAAUGUAGCUUGCUAAUAAGAUAGAAUGAUACAAAAGUGAGGUUGUAGCCACAUUACAACACUUACUGCUCAGACACAUUUAGGUUCAGGGUGGACCUUUAUGUCUUGUCAAAAUGUCUAGCCCUGUGAUAAUAGUUUAUUUAUGAUGCAGUGUGGAAUAGUUCUUUUGUUAAUCCCACUGUUGUGGGGAAUGAUGCCAACUGGGUCAAAUAGCAUUUUCAGGAAAAUUUGAGUUUUUUGCUGAAACAUGGAGCCUUCACUGUUUUGUUUUUUGUUUUUUUUUUUUUCUGGUUUCUAAGAUUUGGAACAGAAGAAUUCCCUUUAAAAUUUGAAUUUGUCAGCAGCAGAAACAAUUUUAAGGGGAAAGGGUUGUUUUUAUUUAGUCUCCAAUUUAAGGAAUAUUGUUACUUAGUUUUCUUACUGCUAUUAGAAGCAUUAGAUAGUUUCAAAGUAGGUUUCUGUGUGUGUGAGUGUGUGUGUGUGUAGUGUGUAAAAAUAACUGAAUUUUAAUGCUUAGAGCACUUGGCACAUGCAUUUGUAUCAAAGUCUGCCUGCCUCUUUAAGGGAGGCUUGCUCUUCACACCUCAGUUUAUUUAAUGUGAGGCAAGUUGAAAGAUACUCGCAUCCUAGCUGAUUCUGUGGUGCCAUGAAACAAAAUAAUUUUGAAAAAAGGAUUAGUUUUAAGCAAGAGCUUCAUCUCUUAGUUUUUGAUUAUCAAUAUAGUAUCUGACUCAAAUGAGGAAAUAAUUCCCUUAACUAUUUAUAAUUUCUAGUCUUUCUCUGAAACAUUUGAGAAAUAAUAAGACUGACUUGAAAUGUCCAGGAUCAUUUCAGAAUAAAAGUUAGCAUCUUUGAAAAUCUCACACUGCUUGUUUGCAGAUAUGAGUAAGAAAUGCCGUGGGGAAAUGAUUUCUUUUGGAAGGUUACUUUUUUAAAUUUUUGGUUUUAGAAGUCUAGGCCCUGCCUGUAUAAGAACAAAGAUGGUUUUUUAAUACUGUUUGUGGAAUGUGUUUAAAGGAUUGAUUCUAGAACCUUUGUAUAUUUGGUAGUGUAUCUAACUUUGAUUUCUUUACUGUUUGCAGUUAAUGUUCAUGUUCUGCUAUGCAAUCAUUUAUAUGCACGUUUCUUUAAUUUUUUUUUAGAUUUUCCUGGAUGUAUAGUUUAAACAACAAAAAAGUCUAUUUAAAACUGUAGCAGUAGUUUGCAGUUCUAGCAAAGAGGAAAGUUGUGGGGUUAAACUUUGUAUUUUCUUUCUUAUAGAAGCUUCUAAAAAGGUAUUUUUAUAUGUUCUUUUUAACAAAUAUUGUGUACAACCUUUAAGACAUCAAUGUUUGGAUCAAAAACAAGACCCAGCUUAUUUUCUGCUUGCUGUAAAUUAAGCAAACAUGCUAUAAUAAAAACAAAAUGAAGGAAA
This is a messenger RNA of Dipodomys spectabilis (banner-tailed kangaroo rat), 2677 nucleotides long. RefSeq names its product serine and arginine rich splicing factor 10 (gene Srsf10). Gene Ontology annotation, molecular function: RNA binding. Lineage: Eukaryota; Metazoa; Chordata; Mammalia; Rodentia; Heteromyidae. The record is from RefSeq and is a predicted model, not a curated record. The transcript is spliced from 6 exons. Bases 120 to 908 code for a protein of 262 amino acids.